CCCCAUUGCUCUGUGCCAAUCAUCCAUUCACCCCUACCCCCACCGGCUCGUCCAUCCUCUUCGGUCUUGUUCGUUAUUUGUUUUGGCAGUCCUAAAAAAGAGAACAACCAUGGGUUCGACCAAGACCCAGAUCAAAAUUGCAGACCAAGAAGAGGAGGAAGCUUGCAACUACGCCAUGCAAUUGGCCAGCGCUUCGGUCGUACCCAUGGUAUUGAAAGCAGCCAUCGAGCUAGAUGUACUGGAGAUCAUUGCUGAAGCAGGCGCUGGGGCUCACAUCUCGACCUCUGAGAUCGCCUCUCAUCUUCCUACGCAGAACCCAGAUGCACCUGUUAUGCUCGACCGUAUGCUGCGUCUCCUAGCCAGCUUCUCCAUUCUUACUUGCUCCCUACGCACCCACGACGAUGGACGGGUAGAGAGACUCUACGGCCUUGCACCCGUGUGUAAGUUCUUGGUGAAGAACGAAGAUGGAGUGUCGAUGGCUCCACUGGUGCUCAUGAAUCAAGACAAGGUCCUCAUGGAAAGCUGGUACCAUUUGAAAGACGCAGUGCUUGAUGGGGGAAUUCCAUUUAACAAGGCCUACGGCAUGACUGCAUUCGAAUACCACGGCACAGACCCCAGAUUCAACAAAGUGUUCAACAGGGGAAUGUCAGAUCACUCCACCAUAACCAUGAAGAAGAUUCUUGAGACAUACAAGGGAUUCGAGGGCCUCAACUCCGUGGUGGACGUCGGUGGGGGAACUGGAGCUACACUUAACAUGAUUAUUUCCAAGUACCCUUCCAUCAAGGGCAUUAACUUCGAUUUGCCUCACGUUAUUGAAGAUGCCCCAUCCUAUCCUGGCGUGGAGCAUGUUGGAGGAGAUAUGUUUGUUAGUGUACCUAAAGGAGAUGCCAUUUUCAUGAAAUGGAUAUGUCAUGACUGGAGCGAUGCACAUUGCUUGGAAUUUUUGAAGAACUGCUACCAAGCGUUACCGGAAAAUGGAAAGAUAAUUGUCGUCGAGUCCAUUCUUCCGGUAGCUCCCGAGACUAAUCUUUCCGCCAACGGUGUGUUCCAACUUGACAACAUCAUGCUGGCACAUAACCCUGGAGGAAAAGAGAGAGCCGAGAAAGACUUUGAGGCCUUGGCCAAGGGCGCCGGAUUCGCUGGAGUUGGAGUUAUGUGUCGCGCUUUCAACAGCUAUGUCAUGGAAUUCUAUAAAUCUGCUUGAGGACUCGUCUAUCCUCUCUUUGGCUUUGGCUUGAGUUCCCCAUUCCCAUUGGUUGCAGUGUGUGGGUUUGUGUCUCACUCGAUCUCGUGUUUGUUUCUUUAUAUAUUCACGGAAAUCAAAAAUUUCAUGUAAUUCUUACUUUAUUUGAGGGCUAAUAUGUAUGCUUAUAAUUACUAUCUUCAAAAUCAAACGUAACGUGACACGUCCUUAUAGCACCAA
Nelumbo nucifera (sacred lotus) is the source of this 1423-nucleotide messenger RNA. It is a transcript of the gene OMT1, whose product is annotated as O-methyltransferase 1. Gene Ontology annotation, molecular function: protein dimerization activity; O-methyltransferase activity. The record is from RefSeq and is a predicted model, not a curated record. NCBI's taxonomy places the organism in Eukaryota, Viridiplantae, Streptophyta, Magnoliopsida, Proteales, Nelumbonaceae.